AGCUGAAUCAGAGCCCACCUUCAGCACUUACAAGCUGGAGUAAUUAUAGUGCAGAAGGGAAGAAGGGUCCACUGCUAGUCUGACUAGUGAGUAGUCAGUUAAAGAAUGUUAGGGGAUCCAUAAACACCUCUCAUGGCUGACUGGUAUUGCAUGUCCCUAGGACAGGGAAGCCAAGAAUUUUUGUUUUGGGGGUUUUUGUUUUGUUUUGUUUUUGUCUUUUUGAGACAGGGUCUCCCUGUAGCCCUAGCUGACCUGGAACUCACUAUGUAGACCAGGCUGACCUCAAACUCACAGAGAUCCACCUGCCUCUGCCUCCUGAGUGCUGAGACUAAAGGAAUGCACCACCACAUCUGGCUUGGAAGCCAAGAAUUUAAGAAAGCAACUUACUUUGCUUCUAGAAACCAAAUUACUGUAGUUACUACAAUAGUCAUAGUUCAACCCAAAUGGAGCAGCAUUACAAAAUUGCCUUUUGGGUGACUUGGGAUGGUCUCAUUCCUGGAACAGGUGAAGGUUUCUUAGAGCUGUCCCUACCCACCAUUUAGUCUGUUGCAAUUAGAUGCAUUAGAAGAAUAUGCCAGCCCAGUGUGGGGACACACACCUUCAAUCCCAGCAUUCUGGGGGCAGAGGCAGGUGGAUCUCAGUGAAUUCCAUGCCACCCAGUGCUACAUAGUGAGACCCUGUCUCAAAAAACAAAAAGAAUAUAGGAACCAGCAACAGUGUCCUUGUCCAUUGGGGCGGGGGGAGGUGGGGAAGGCUUUGUUUGGUCUCAGUCCUGUCUUCCUCUCUUCUCAUCAGCUGCUUAUGUCCUACCCAGGUGAGGCACUUCUCUUGGCUCAGUGUUCCUAACCUGUCCAUUUUAGCCAAAACACUCAAUUUAACUUCCAUACUUGUUUCAUGGCAUCUCCACCGCAAGAGAAACAGGCAACCAAAGGAACAUCUCUUAGGUCCGAGGCCAAAUUGCAAAACAGGAAUGUCAUCUUUGAUCUACCUAAUCAAGACUGUCCACAGAUCCGCAGACGUGCGGCUCACGUCUGCUGUUAGACGUAAAGUCACAGAGUCCAGCGGGUGGGACUGAGCGCGGGGUACGGGGGCCCUAACCCGGCCAGCUGCAGCCUGUGGUCCGCGACCUCGUCCCGCCCGGGUCGGCAGCGCGGAGGCUCGGGAGCUUCCAAUCAGGAGCAGACCCGGGAGAGAGCCAGAGCACUUCCGGUAUGGCUCCCGCGCCGCCAUCUUGCUUCCGGUUUUCAUCCAAGUCCGGCCCAGGCCUCGGAACUGCGGAGAGCCACAGGGAGGAGGAUGCGGGGAGGGACGCUGUGACUGGACUGUCCUCUCUGUCUGGAAGAGCUAGGACAAUGAACGCAUCUGUGGAGUUGGUGUCAUUUGAGGAUGUGUCUGUGGACUUCAGCUGGGAGGAGUGGCAGGACCUGGAUGAUGCUCAGAGGACGCUGUACAGGGACGUGAUGCUGGAGACCUACAGCAGCCUGGUGUCCUUGGAUCAGUGCGAUCUCAAACCUGAGUUGAUCCUCAAGUUGGAGCGAGGAGCCGGGCCAUGGAAGGAAGAAGAUACCACAGACCAGAGCCUCCCAGAUAUGCAGACUGUGAAGGACCUGAAUGAGAGCAUCCAGAACAGUGCAAAGACACGUGUGUGCGAUCUUCCAGGGGAUAAAAGCAGCACAUCAACCGAGGACAGGGCUAAAUUAGGUCAAAUACUUAGUAGCUCAAACCAUGUUUUAAGUGUGGCUGUAAAAAAUGGGAUCUCUUCUAGAAUGAGACCUGAGGCACUUAACAUAUGGGAUAAUGUGUUUCUCCCUAGUGAGCCCAGUGAGGUGCAGGCCAUAGAGGAACUUCAGCUUCUUAAUGUAACUGGCGUAUUUCCCAGACUUCCUGAGCCUCUUACUCUGCAUCACAGUAUUGAACGUGGGCAACAGCAUUUUCAAUGUUGUGGACAGAGUGAAGCCUUCUACAUGAAGAGGGUAUUAGCACGUAACACUUUUCCUUUGGGAGAUCCCUCUAGCAAGUUUAAGGAAUAUGGGAAAGGCUUAGAUAAGUUAACUCUUCCUGCCCAGGAGGGGACUCGGGUAAAGGAGGAAACUUUUGAAUGUAAGGUAUGUAGGAAAUUGUUCUCUUUAAACUUUAUGCUCACCCAGCAUUUAGAAACACAUAAAGAAAACAAAAGUUACAUGGGUAGUGAUUGUGAGCCAGUGUUUACGACACAAUCAGACCUUGUCAAACAUCAGAGUGUGCAUGCAGGGGAAAAGCCCUAUGCGUGUAAUAAAGAGAAUUGCAUUUGUCAGAUACCAAAACAAAGUAUUCAUCAGAGAAUGUAUAUAGGGGGUGACAGGAAUGUGUGUGGGAAAACUGUUUGCCCAAAAUUAAACUGCAGUGUUCAACAGAAUCAUACAGAUGAGAAAUCCAUUGAAUGCAGUUUAUCUAGAAAACCCAUUAAUAAGUCAAACGUCCAUCAGCUUCAGAUACCUCCCAAAUGUGAGGAAGCCCAUGAAUGUAAUGCAUGUGGGAAAACCUUCAAACAGACACCAAACCUCUACUCACAUGAGAGAGGUCACACAGGUGAGAAACUCUAUGAAUGUAAAGAAUGUCAGAAGCCAAAAGUCAUUCUGUAUCAGCAAACACACACAUAUGACAAACGCUAUGCAUGUAAUACAUGUGGAAAAGCCUUUUACAAGAGAGGCAACCUAUAUGCACAUCAGAGAAUUCACACAGGUGAAAAGCCCUUUGUGUGUAAUACAUGUGGAAAAAGUUUUAACUGGAAGGCAAGCCUCUACACACAUCAGCGAAUCCACACAGGUGAGAAACCCUAUGAAUGUAAAGAAUGUAGGAAAUCAUUUAGUGUCAAGUCAUAUCUCACUGUACACCAGGGAAUUCACUCAGGUGAGAAACCCUUCGAAUGUAAAGAAUGUGGAAAAUCUUUCAGGCUGAAGCCAUUACUCAUUGCACAUCAGCGAACUCAUACAGGUGAAAAGCUGUUUGAAUGUAUGACAUGUGGAAAAAGUUUUAAGCGGAGGACAAGCCUUUAUACACAUCAGAAAAUUCACAAAAGUGAGAAGCCCUAUGAAUGUAAAGAAUGUAGGAAAACAUUUAUUCUCAAGUCAUAUCUCACUGCACAUCAGAAAACUCACUCAAAUGAGAGACCCUAUGAGUGUGACCUAUGUGGAAAAACCUUUAGGGAAAAUCCCCAUCUCCUUGCACAUAAGAGAAUUCACACGAGUGAGAAACCUUAUGAAUGUACUGUAUGUGGAAAAAAGUAUAGGCAGAGGCCAAACCUCUAUGCACACAAAAAAAUCCACACAGGUGAGAGGCCCUAUGAAUGUAAAGAAUGCGGAAAAUCUUAUAGUCUGAAGUUCCAUCUUACUAGACAUCUGAGAACUCACUCAGAUGAGAAACCCUAUGAGUGUGAUGUAUGUGGGAAAACCUUUAAGCAGAAUCUGCACCUUCUUUCACAUAAGAUAAGUCACAGAAGUGGGAAACCUUACGAAUGUACUGUAUGUGGAAAAAGUUACAGGCAGAGGUCAAGCUUGUAUGCACAUAAGAAAAUUCACACAGGUGAGAAGCCCUAUAAAUGUAAAGAAUGUGGGAAAUCAUACAGUCUGAAAUUCCAUCUUACUAGACACCGGAGAUCUCACUUAGAUAAUAACCCCUAUGAGUGUGAUGUUUGUGGAAAAUCCUUUAAGCAGAAUCUCCACCUUCUUGAACAUAAGAUAGCUCAUACAAGGGUGAAACCUUAUGCAUGUACUAUUUGUGGAAAAGGUUACAGGCAGAGGUCAAGCCUGUAUGCGCACAAAAAAGUUCACACAGGUGAGAAACCCCAUGAAUGUAAGGAAUGUGGGAAAUCAUACUAUCUGAAGUUCCAUCUUACUAGACAUCUGCGAACUCACUUAAGAAAGAAGCCCUAUCAGUGAAAUGUAUGUGGAGAAACCUCUGGAAUUUCCUUCUAAAUGCACAUCAGAGAAUUCCCCUGAUUGAGAAGUCCUGUGGAUAUGAAGCGUAAAAAGCUUUCAGCCAUUUGUCAUGUUUUCAUGUUCAUUAGACUGCAGAGGUGAGCAACCAUGUCAGUGGAAUGUGUGUGGAAAGGUCUGCCAGAGGGCAAACUGGCGCUCACAACAGAGCUAUCACCCACGUGACAGCACCUUUAUAUUUGAAGGGAACUCUUCUAACAAAAGGUGCACUUAAUUCUACACCAGAAAAGUGGGAAGCUUUGUAAACAUAAAGAGGUAGGAAAUCAACCGUAAGAUCAUCACUGUCCAUCAAAGCAUGUACAGCUGAGUGUAAUGUAUGUCAAAAGACUUUUUCCCACAUAUCAUAUCUCAGCAGUCAUUAGGUAAUUUGCAGCAGAAGCCCUCCGAAUAGAAAAUAUUCCACCUAUAAGUCAUCUUUACUGCAUACCAAAGAAGGCACACAGGUAAGAAAAUAUGAAUGUUUAUAUACAGAAAGCACUGGAAGACAAAACUUCCAUAUCCAUCAGAGAACUUAGAAACCUUAUGAAUGCAGACACUAAAAAUAUUUCUAACAAGCCAUCCCUUGUGCAUGGCAGAAGUCACAUAAUGUAGUAUAACAGAACCAGAGAAACCUUUCAUAAAAGUCAAAUCUCUACACUUCAGAGAACUCUCACUGCUGAGAGGUGUAAUACCUAUGGAAAAGCCUUCUAAAAGGUGAACAUUUCCAAACAUCAAUAAACUCAGGUUGGAAGCAUAUGAGUGUAAUGUAUCUUAGAAACCCUUUCAUAAGUGUUAAACCUUCACUCAUACAGGAGAGAAAUGUCAUCACUGCCUGUAUUAGGACAGCUGCCUAAUAUAAGGGAAUCUUGAAGAAGUAUUUAUAGUGACACAUAAAGACCCGAAAACUGGUAUUAAUGUGGGAAAUUCUUUGUGAGAAGUCACUUGGCAGGAAUUCAUCUCACUAAGAUGAAAGUCUUGUAAGCAGAGUGCUUGUGUGCUCUCUACAGUCUCCUGUCUUCGCUGUAUGUCUCAGCCUGUUAGGCUGUGCAUUACUGUUUGUGAAACCAUGUAUCUGAGCUUUUUCUUGGAAUAUAAAUGCAUGUGAUGUUUAUUAUUUUACCUUGCAGCCCCCUAAAAUCUCACAACAUCUCUCUGGAUGUUUAGUUAGCGUGAAGUACAGAUAACCUUUAAAAUGUUUGAAAACCUUAUAUAGAAAAGCACUGUGAUAUAAGAAUGUUUCAUUGGAGAAAGUUGUGGUCCUACAGGUUUAUACAAAUCAUUUUAGUUUUCAUGAAAGAUAUAUUGUGCAUGAUCUAUUUGUGACACAAUGAAAACACCUGAGUCCACUAAUUCACUUUCAGAGAUUGUUAGGUGUCUGUUGUUUUAGAAAGUUCAAGAGAGGGCUACUUGUUCGCCUCCCAUUCUCCUGCCACUUCAUGGAGAAGAACAAGUCAUGUGCUAAAAUCUCAGAUUCUGAGUGUGUCAGCGUCAUCUGGUAGCAAUGUUCCAUGACGAACGGUAACAUGUACAUUCCUUUUAUGUGUGAAAGCUUUCCACAGAAUUUCAGAAGUCAUAUUUCAGAACUCUUUAACCAAGGGAAAUAAUCAGUAUGGAAUCUGUAUAUUAAUUUUUGAAGAGGAAUAUUAUAUCUAGUACUCGUUAUUUUUCAGUAUCUGUACGCCAAGAAAUAAAUGUUGAUGCUGCUGCCUGUCACUGUG
This is a messenger RNA of Nannospalax galili (Upper Galilee mountains blind mole rat), 5671 nucleotides long. Its product is annotated as zinc finger protein 345. The record is from RefSeq and is a predicted model, not a curated record. Gene Ontology annotation, molecular function: DNA-binding transcription factor activity, RNA polymerase II-specific; RNA polymerase II transcription regulatory region sequence-specific DNA binding. NCBI's taxonomy places the organism in Eukaryota, Metazoa, Chordata, Mammalia, Rodentia, Spalacidae. Gene Ontology annotation, biological process: regulation of transcription by RNA polymerase II. The transcript is spliced from 5 exons. Bases 1212 to 3917 code for a protein of 901 amino acids. Gene Ontology annotation, cellular component: nucleus.